Homalodisca vitripennis (glassy-winged sharpshooter) is the source of this 5678-nucleotide messenger RNA. RefSeq names its product DNA topoisomerase 2-like. NCBI's taxonomy places the organism in Eukaryota, Metazoa, Arthropoda, Insecta, Hemiptera, Cicadellidae. The transcript is spliced from 31 exons. The record is from RefSeq and is a predicted model, not a curated record. Gene Ontology annotation, cellular component: nucleus. Bases 284 to 5143 code for a protein of 1619 amino acids. Gene Ontology annotation, molecular function: DNA topoisomerase type II (double strand cut, ATP-hydrolyzing) activity; ATP binding; DNA binding. Gene Ontology annotation, biological process: sister chromatid segregation; resolution of meiotic recombination intermediates; DNA topological change.
UUGUUCUUCCCGAGUAGAUCAAAGGCUAAAGGGGAAGCAUUUCCACUUCGUUCGCUACAAGGAUAUUAGUAGUGCUUGUCCCUGUUUAUAUUGGUUUUGAGUAACGGAAUGGGUUUUUUAUUUUCGGUGUUAACUGUUAAUCUGUGAUUUUAUGUUAACAGUUUGUAAAGUUUUUUAACUUUUGAGUUCUGUAUGAUCUAGUUUUACGAGGGCAUUCUCUGUCCCGGUGUUCAAGCGUUGAACCGAACUAGUCGGUUUUGUUUGAGAAGAAUAUCUGUAAAAGAUGAGUGAAGGAGAUAGUAUGCAGGAGAAUGGCAUCUCUCCCGACACAGGGAGUGAGGAGCCACCAAAGAAGGCUCCAGCCAAGAAACUGACGGUGGAGAAGAUCUACCAGAAGAAGUCACAGUUGGAGCACAUCCUGCUUCGUCCCGACACCUAUAUUGGUUCUGUCGAGCCUGUCACUGAAACCAUGUGGGUGUAUGACGCUGAGCUGGAGGCCAUGUCUCAGAAAGAAAUCACAUAUGUUCCUGGACUCUACAAGAUUUUUGACGAAAUCUUAGUCAACGCAGCUGAUAACAAACAGCGGGACCCAAAGAUGGAUUGUAUCAAAAUCACAAUAGACGCAGAAGCCAACACGGUGUCCGUUUGGAACAACGGAAAGGGAAUCCCUGUGGUCGAGCACAAGGACGAGAAGAUGUUCGUCCCCACCAUGAUCUUCGGGCAUCUGUUGACUUCCUCCAACUACAACGACGAAGAGGAGAAAGUAACAGGCGGCAGGAACGGGUUUGGAGCAAAGCUCUGCAACAUAUUUAGUACCAAGUUCACUGUCGAGACUUCUUCUUCAGAGUACAAACGCUGUUUCAAACAGACUUGGGGAAACAACAUGGCAAAGGCUUCCGAGCCCAAAAUCAAGCCGUGUACUAAAGAUGACGACGACUACACGAAGAUAACUUUCUCGCCUGACCUCACCAAGUUCAAGAUGGAUCGACUGGAUGACGGCAUCGUCUCUCUCAUGUCCCGGAGAGCCUACGAUGUUGCGGCCUCCACACGUGGCGUCAAAGUUUUCCUAAAUGGGAAGCGUUUGCCUAUCAAGACCUUCAAGGACUACGUGGAACUGUACAUUAAAGGCAAGGAGGAUGAGACAGGAAACCCGUACAAAGUGAUUUACGAAAACGUCAACGACAGGUGGGAGGUUGCUGUGACCAUCUCCGAUCGUGGCUUCCAACAAGUGUCGUUCGUCAACAGCAUUGCUACGACCAAGGGUGGGAGACACGUGGACCAUGUAGCUGACAUGAUCGUUAAACAGCUGAUCGACACCAUCAAGAAGAAGAACAAGGGUGGGUUAACAGUGAAACCCUUCCAAGUGAAGAACCACAUGUGGAUAUUUGUCAACUGUCUCAUCGUCAACCCCACGUUCGACUCCCAGACUAAAGAGACCAUGACACUUCAAGCUAAAAGCUUUGGAUCCAAGUGCAACUUGCCAGAAAAGUUCAUUAACAGUGUCUCAAAGUCGGGGAUCAUCGAGAACGUCUUGUCUUGGGCGAAGUUCAAGGCACAAACACAGCUCCAGAAAACUUGCAGUGGCAAGAAACAAAACAAACUUAAAGGAGUGCCCAAGUUAGAAGACGCAAAUGACGCAGGCACGAAAAACUCACUGGACUGCACUUUGAUAUUGACUGAGGGAGAUUCAGCCAAGAGUUUGGCUGUGAGCGGGCUCGGUGUGGUCGGCCGUGACAAGUACGGUGUGUUCCCACUCCGAGGUAAACUGCUCAACGUGCGCGAGGCCACGCACAAACAGAUUUUGGAGAACGCGGAAAUCAACAACAUUAUCAAGAUUGUUGGGCUUCAGUACAAAAAGAAAUACGAGACAAUGGACGACUUGAGGACCCUACGAUAUGGCAGGCUCAUGAUAAUGACAGAUCAAGAUCAGGACGGAUCACAUAUCAAAGGGCUCAUCAUCAAUUUUAUCCACACCAACUGGCCUUCGCUGCUCAAGCUGCCGUUCCUGGAGGAAUUCAUCACUCCCAUCAUCAAGGCGUCGAAAGGGAAGGAGGAGAUCUCAUUUUAUUCUCUGCCAGAGUUCGAGGAAUGGAAGAAAGAAAAGGACAACUGGCACACGUACAAGAUCAAAUACUACAAAGGUUUGGGUACCUCCACUUCAAAGGAGGCCAAAGAAUAUUUCUCAGACAUGAAGAGGCACAGGAUCUUGUUCAAGCACGGGGGAGAUGAGGAUGAUAAACACAUCCUGAUGGCCUUCAGCAAGAAGCUUGUAGACUCACGAAAGGAAUGGCUCACCAACUGGAUGACAGACUGCAAGCGGAGAGCUGAACUCGGUCUGCCUGAGGACUACUUGUACACGAAGACUACUCGUGUCGUGAGCUACAAGGAUUUCAUCAACAAGGAGUUAGUUCUGUUCAGCAACAUGGACAACGAACGCUCCAUCCCCAGCCUCGUGGAUGGUCUCAAACCUGGAUCCCGGAAGGUCCUUUUCACGUGCUUGAAACGUAACGAUAAGCGGGAGAUCAAGGUGGCGCAGCUGGCAGGUUCAGUGGCCGAACACUCGGCGUAUCACCACGGUGAAAUGUCGCUCAUGUCCACAAUCAUCAAUUUAGCGCAAAACUACGUCGGCAGCAACAACUUGAACCUGCUGCAGCCUAUUGGUCAGUUCGGCACAAGACUACAGGGCGGCAAGGACGCGGCCAGCCCCAGAUAUAUCUUCACAAUGAUGAGCCCCCUGACAAGACUCAUCUUUCAUCCCCACGACGAUCCACUGCUCAAAUAUCUAAAAGACGACAACCAGAAGAUUGAACCUGUUUGGUACAUUCCAAUAAUACCGAUGAUCCUGGUGAACGGCGCCUCCGGUAUCGGCACUGGCUGGAUGACAAAAAUACCCAACUACAACCCUCGUGAGAUCAUCCAAGUGCUAAAAAGGAUGAUGGAGGGAGAAGAAGCGCACAAUUUGAAACCAUGGUACAAGAACUUCCGCGGAGACAUAGAGCAGUUCGGCAUGGACAGCUACAUGUGCAGUGGGGAGUUGUCUGUGAUGGGGCCAGACAAGCUGGAGAUCACGGAACUGCCUAUCGGUACGUGGACUCAGGCCUACAAGGAGGCCGUCAUGGAGGUGAUGCUGCACGGAGACACCGAUAAGAAACCCGCAGUCAUCUCAGACUACAAGGAGUAUCAUACUGACACGACAGUCAGAUUCGUCGUGACACUGUCUGCAGACAAACUACUGAAGUUGGAAGAGGAAGGUCUCCACAAAGCUUUCAAGCUGCAGUCCAGUAUGAGCAUCUCUUGCAUGUGCGCAUUUGACAAGGACAAUGUCCUGAAAAAGUACGAAAACAUCAAAACAAUCCUCACAGAGUUCUACGAGGUGAGACUGGAGUACUACGAGAAGAGGAAGGCUUACCUGGAGGGGAUGCUGCAGGCUGAGGCGGCCAAGCUAAGCAACCAGGCCAGGUUCAUCGUUGAGAAAUGUGAUGGCAUUUUGACCAUUGAGAACAAAAAGAAGAAGGCCAUGAUUGAAGAGUUGGUCAAGAAAGGUUACGACUCCGAUCCCGUAAAAGCUUGGAAACUGAAGCAAGACAGGGAAGCAGUUUUGGAGGAGCAGGGAGAUGAUAGCCAGGAGGAGGUGGAGGAGGAGGAAAGUACGAAGGGUCCAGACUAUGACUACCUGCUGGGCAUGACCAUGUGGAGUCUGACCAAGGAGAAGAAGGACGAACUGCUGAGGAAACGAGACGAAAAGCAAACCGAACUGAGGAUUCUGCAAGCCAAAACCCCUAAAAUUAUCUGGAACGAGGACUUGGACAAUCUUCUUGAGAAAAUGGAUGAGGUUGAGACUCAGGAGAGGCUGGAGGAGGCGGCAGGAUCGUCGCAGACAGGUGGCAAGAAACCUCUCAAGCUCAAGCCUGGCGCCACCAUGUCGAAGAAGGCACAGCAGUUGGCAGCUGAAACCAUGCCGUCGCCCAAGGGCCGUCGAGUCGAGCCGAAAAUCCCAGAAGAAACCAAGAAGAAGCUGGAAAAGGCCAUUCAGGCCAAGGAGAACAAGGGGAAGAGAACGAAAAAGAUAAAAGAAGAACCGGAUGACAAGGACGAGUUUGACAUGAUAGCGGAGGAUCAGAAGUCGCUUGUGGACAAACUUGGCUACUCACCAGAAAAAGGGAUGAAGAAAGCUAAGGGAGUGAAGAAGGAACCGAAACAGUCAAAACCAAAAACGAAAGGCUCGCCUAAGAAGAAGGGCAGAAACCCCUGGAGUGAUUCUGAAGACGACGGAUCAUUCAGUUCUGGCAGCGAUUUCGAUCAGUCGCCACCUGAAAAGUCUACUCCCGUCAGGACCACUGCAAGACGUUCUGCUGCUGCCAACAUAAAAUUCAAUUUCGACGAGAACUCCUCGUCGGAUGAAGAAAUGGAACUGAAGGACAACGAGGCUGUACUCAAUGGAGAUGAUAUAAAACAGGAAAUUGAUGAUGACCUUGACGACGGUGACUUCCACUCAGAGAACAACGUGCCAUCAGACAGCGAGGAUGAGAAACCAAAGAAGAAGGCAGGUGGUGGCCGCAAGAAGAAGCCAGGUUCAGAUGGAGAAUCAGAGCCUAAGAAACCCAAGAAAGCACCAGCAAAACCCAAGCCCAAGAAGAAGAAGGGAUCAGACUCAGAUUCGGAGGACGAUUUUGCACCCAAGAAAACUAAAAGUAAAGCUGCCCCCAAGGCCAAAAAGGUGACAUCCACUGCUACCAGUGAAAAUGACAGUGACUCGGACUUUGGAAUGAAACAACCUCCCUCUAGAGCGGUGGAAGAAGACAGGGACGCCCUGUUUGACUCGUUAUUGAUGUCAGAACCAGUGAAGAAGACAACAGUCGAUACUUAUAGCACAGAACCAGAUUCACCUGUAAAAAAAUCAAAACCUGCCCCUAAACCCAAAAAAGCAGAGACAGCGAAGCCCAAGAAAGCAGCGACGAAGAGGCCUAAGAAAGCAGCAGGCUCUGACUCCGAUGACAUGUUCGGUGAAGAGCCCAAGAAAAAAGCAAAAAAAAGAAGAAAGCUGCAAACUCAGACAGUGAAGACGACUUCAUCAUCAGCUCCGGUGACGAGAAGGCCAAAGCCCCUGCUCGAUCGACGACAGGGAGGACGAGAAAACCGAUAAAGUAUGAUUUUGAUAUUGAAGAUUCGGAUUAAACCGGCUCGUAUUUGUACAGUUUUCCAAUGUGAUUUGUGGAGGAACCUCACUGUUUACAGAUGAAAACAAUGUGUCUCAGAAAUGGAUAUUAUUUUUUUUAUAUACAUGGCUAGUACCAGUACUUUUUUAUCUUUGAUUUUAUUGUAUUUUUUAAUUCAGCUCCUUCAAUUUUAUCCGAGUAAGUAGUUUGUCGAGACCACACAUUGUACACGAGGCGCGCGAAUGUUUGGUGGUCAAUGCGUGAAGCACAGACUCAUCUAUUUGUAUAGAUUUUAAAAGUAUUUACGAUGCGCAUCACUUUGUUUUUUUACUUGUUCAUAGUAGUUUUGUUUUAAGUUAAGUUGUACAAUACUGUAUUAAUUGGUGUUGUGUUCUUUCCACUCUGUCUAAAAUAUACUGUUGUCUUUCAACAGUUAAAACUUAAUUUAAAGUACUCUUGUAAUGUUUUAGUGAUUAGUUUAUAAGAAUAAAUUAUAACUAAUUGUUUAUUAUUUUAUAAAAA